Fragaria vesca subsp. vesca is the source of this 1911-nucleotide messenger RNA. RefSeq names its product pollen-specific leucine-rich repeat extensin-like protein 4-like. The coding region runs from base 1 to 1629 and encodes 542 amino acids. The record is from RefSeq and is a predicted model, not a curated record. Gene Ontology annotation, molecular function: protein binding. Lineage: Eukaryota; Viridiplantae; Streptophyta; Magnoliopsida; Rosales; Rosaceae. The transcript has a single exon.
AUGGCAACUAUUCUCACACACAAAGCUUUCGGCUUCACUCUCUUGAUCUUCUCCAUUUGCCUUUCUUCUUUCUCAACCCUCACCUCUGCCUUGACCAAUGCCGAAGCCGCAUACAUAGCGAAACGCCAGCUCUUGACACUCCCUGAAAAUGGUGAUCUACCAGAUAACUACGAAAUCACAGUCGACCCGAAGCUCACAUUUGCCAAUGACAGGCUCAAGUCAGCCUACGUUGGCCUCCAUGCAUUGAAAGACGUCAUCUACUCCGACCCGACUAACUUCACGGCAAACUGGGAAGGACCUGAUGUGUGUAAGUACAAUGGGGUUGUAUGCUCUCCGGCACUUGACAAUCCCAAAGUGGACGUUGUGGCUGGUCUGGACCUCAACCAUGCAGACAUCGCAGCUCACUUUCCAGUCGAAUUUGGGCUUCUGACUGAUCUGGCUAUGAUCCACCUUAACUCUAACAGGUUAUGUGGAAUUGUGCCCAAGGUCUUCAGGAGGCUUAAACUCAUGUUCGAGUUCGACAUCAGCAACAACCGAUUCGUUGGCCAGUUUCCGACGGUCGUUCUAGAAUGGCCGGAGAUUAAGUACCUUGAUCUCAGAUUCAACGAAUUCGAAGGGGAGUUGCCUCCGAGUCUGUUUUUGAGUUCGUUGGAUGCCAUUUUCUUGAACAACAACAAGUUCAACUCAACAAUCCCAGACACAAUAGGAAACUCUACGGUUUCGGUUGUGACUUUUGCGUUCAACCAGUUCAGUGGGUGCUUACCUAGCGGCAUCGGGAAUAUGUGUACUGUGGAGGAGUUGCUGUUCAUGAACAACAACAUGAGUGGGUGCUUUCCUAACGAGAUUGGGAAUCUAAAGAAUGUGACGGUUCUGGACGUGAGCAAUAACGGGUUGGUAGGGCCGUUGCCGGAUAGUCUUUCUGAGCUGAAGACCAUUGAGGUUUUGGAUGUUGGGUACAAUCAGUUGAUAGGGCUCGUGCCGGAGAAGAUAUGCAGCUUGCCCAAGUUGGAAAAUUUUACGCUUGCUUAUAACUAUUUCAGUGGGGAGGAUCAGAAAUGUGUGCCUAAUCCAUACGAACAAUUGACAUCGAACGAUGAAGGUAACUGUUUUCCUGGCAGACCGAAUCAGAAGAAUACAGAGACUUGUAACCCUGUGGUGACCAGGGUUAUUGAUUGUAAAUACAGUUGUCCCGGCCCUAAACCUGUGACUCCAAAGCCCGAACUGCCUCCUACUCCAAAGGUUGAGCCACCACCGGUUCACUGGCCGCCACCACCAGUUUACUCGCCGCCACCGCCACCGGUUCACUCUCCACCACCUCCAGUGCACUCUCCACCACCACCAGUUCACUCCCCUCCAGCACCCGUUCACACGCCACCGCCACCACCACCAGUGUACUCUCCACCACCGCCAGUUCACUCCCCACCACCACCGGAUCACUCUCCACCACCACCAGUCCAUUCUCCCCCACCUCCGAUUUACUCCUCUGAGUCCUCUCCACCACCAGUUCACUCACCCCCACCUUUCCAGUCCCCACCUCCUCCAACUUCACCACCAUUCCUCCUCCCACCAAAGAUUGGCGCACAGUACAUGUCACCACCACCACCAAUUUCGCAGGACAUUAAGUUUUAGCUUUUUAUUAUUUUUUGAAUAAGAAAAGGAACUUUUAUUGAUGAAUUAGUUCAAAAGGUUACAAUCAUGCUGGAGAACAUCUAGGACAUUUAGGAGCUUGAUUGAACCAAGCUUCUGAUCUCUGACCAGACACAAAAGGCAAUAUAUAUUUGCAAGUCUGUGCGCUUCCAUAUUGCAACUCCUAUCCUGGGAGUACAUUUGAUCUAAGACACCCUGCAAGCCACGUACUCGUUCCUACCUUUAUGUCAUCAACUUCAAUGUUGCCCAGCUCCAUCAGCUAAU